CCGAGACAGGAGGGUGGUUUAUUGGGACGUCAGAAGGCCAUGUUCUGGGUUAGGUGACUCUCUCGAAUAAAAUCACUUUCCUUGUUUCAACACUCUUGUCUCGUGCAGCGAGCGGAUCAGACCUGGGUUCAAUAACCAACCACAGUGAUUCCAUGGUUUUGGGGUAAGUGAUUCCCCGCUUUCCCUUUAGAGGAAAUGUUUGGUCUCUCUUAAAAAAAAAAAAAAGUUUAGCAUUGAGCAGUUUCUAAGUGAUGUCAAAAGGAAAGCGAAAGCAAAACUCAACUUUGGUGCAACAGCCGGCUCACCAGUGGCAAACACCACCAGACACAGCCGUGGCUCAGAAAUGUACAAGGGCACAAAGAUGAAUUAAUUAUAAACGUUUGACUAUCGUUGUCUAUAAUGGCGAGAUUUUUGAACAACCUCAAUGCUCAGCAACCAGGGCUUGGUCAGAUAGCCGAUAUAUAUCCGUGUAAUGGGACACGAUGACACUGGCACAAGCAGCCGUGACAUUCAGUGUCUUGAAACAAAUACCCACAGCUUGUGAAGUAAAAAGAACCAAAUCUGUGGCCCCUCCGGUCCCAUCUGUGAAAAGACAAACACCAACACCUCGAUGGGGUGCUCCCCUCGGCCUUCUUCCUCGCCCCGCCCCUUCUCGGUCUCGGUCUCGGCUUCCCCAGCGGCUCCCCGUGACGUGUCUCCGACUCCGGGUGACCUCCUGGGGGCCAGCUUCUCCAUCAUCUGCUCCGUUCUGAGACGAGAGCUCCUGCGGGACGUGGUGGGGCGCUGCCGCUAUGGGGUCAACAACCACUUGGACCACAAGUACAAACCGCGGCCUGUGAACGUGAUCAUCUAUUCUGCGAAGAAGAAGAUUGGUGAGGAGAUGGAGUACAGGCUUCUGGGCCGAUCUGAGAUACGGUGUGCCCCACAGCAGGCAGGCGGAACAUACCCUGAUUGGAGGAGGGGUGUCCCUGGGACUCGGCAUUCUAGGCAUGGUUGGCUACUCGCUUGUGAAGACAUGAUCCCAAAAGCAAUGACAGCCCGAAGGAGCCCCAAAUCCUUCAGCUGCAGAGACCAGUGGAGACACCCCAUGGCUCCUCUGUCUACCGGACCCUCAACCUCCAGCAACCUGUCGUUCUGUCUCUCCCUCUCCCUCUCUCACUGGCUGAAGGAUGGGCUAAUUGUGCCAAGACCAACGAAUGAAGCAAAUAUAUCUUCAAGAAGGACUUCCACUAUGUUUUUGCAGACUUCUGAACCAGGAAGGAAGGAAGGAGCAUUACUUCGACACCUGUUGGGUUCUCCCCGCAAUUUCUAGCUGAGUGACCUUGAGAAAAUCUCUGGACUCCCAGAGCUUCAGUCCCCUUCUCUGGGACGGGGAUAAGGAUUACAUAAGGCAAGGUGAUGUGGAGAAGACUCCUGAUGUCUGGUAACCAGCAGAUAUUCAACGGGUGGUCUACAUCGCUCCGUGUAGACGCUACGUCGCUCCGUGUAGAGUCUACGUCGCUCCGUGUAGACGCUACGUCGCUCCGUGUAGAGUCUACGUCGCUCCGUGUAGACGCUAC
Molecule: messenger RNA, 1559 nt
Organism: Prionailurus viverrinus (fishing cat)
Lineage: Eukaryota; Metazoa; Chordata; Mammalia; Carnivora; Felidae
Exons: 3
Coding region: 611-1312 (233 amino acids)
Biological process (GO): N-acylphosphatidylethanolamine metabolic process
Cellular component (GO): cytoplasm
Molecular function (GO): glycerophospholipid phospholipase A1 activity; A2-type glycerophospholipase activity
Source: RefSeq, a predicted model, not a curated record